Molecule: messenger RNA, 3248 nt
Organism: Paramecium primaurelia
Lineage: Eukaryota; Ciliophora; Oligohymenophorea; Peniculida; Parameciidae
Source: the annotation of a GenBank genome assembly
AUGUUUGCUUAAAUGUUUGAAGAACAUCCAGAAAGUCCUGAUCUUAUUAUCCUAACCAUUUCAUUAUCUUAAGAUGUUCCUCCUUUUUACUCUGUGCAAUCAUUAAAUAAUUUAACAGUGUUACUUUUCCAAGCUCAUAUGAUAGACUUGGCUAAAAAGGUAGCAAAAUUUAACUUAAAAUACUUUGAAUAAGACAUACCAUAACUACAUAUUAUCUCACAUUUGAACCUAGCCAGAAUUUACUAUUUCUUGUAAGAUUUCAAAAAAUGUCUUUCAAUUACUGAAAAGGCCUUAAUUCAUUAUGAACCAUAUGUAAGGUUUAUAUUUUAAUUAGAUCAGAUUUUCAAAGAAAUAAAAAAUUCUUGCAAUCCUAAAGAUAUUGUUCUUCUUCUUAAUGGUUAUAUUUUCUAUGCAAAAACAGUGCAAAAUUUAUAAGUUCUUGGAUUUUGUUAAGAUUUAGAUUUUUAAUAAUUUUUUAUAAAUGGAGCCAAACUUGGUCGGAAGUAUUUGGGACCAUCACAUCACAUUACAAAGUUAUUUUUAUUUAGUGAAAGAGGAUCUAAUAUGAAAAAAAGUAUCAAUAAUUAUAUUCCAAUGGUAUCAAUUAAAAUGUAUAAUUUUAGAAAAAAACAUAUGGCAAAAUAUUGAAUACCUAAAAAGUUUGUUUCUAAGUUCACCAAUUAAUGAAGACAUUGAAGAAAGGAAAAGCUCCUCUAUUUAAAAAUCCAAGACACAUUGAAAGAUCAAUUAGUGAAGCAUAAGGAUUUAAGACUUUCAAACGUCCUGAUUCUGUCAAGCCCUAAUCAUAAAGACAUGAACUAAAUUAAUUGUAAAAAAUUUAACCAGCAAAUGUCUAAAAAGGAAGUUUUCGUAUCUAAUCUCCUAAGGUAUAUUAUUUUUAAAUUUAUUAGUUAAUUUAAAGCCAGUAAAUUUAACCUUAGAAUGAUCUUGAAUAAAUUAUAUAGAGAAAAAUAGACACUUUUAUGAAAUCUUAAAGUUAAAAGAAAUAAGAACCCAAAAUAGUUGAAUUGGAAAAAAAAAUUGAUGAAUUAACAAAAGAAAAUAAAAGAAUUUAAAAUUAAAGAAAGGAAAGAGAAAUUGAAGUUGAAGAAUUAAAAGAUAAAAUAACUUAGUUAAGUGCUGAGGCUUCAAAAAUUAAAUUCAGAUUAUAAGAACAAGAGACAGCAUAGGAAAAGAUGAAAUAAUAAUAAUAAUAAUAAUAAUAAUAAUAAUAAUAAUACUAAUUUUAAUAAUAAUAAUAAUAAUAAUAAUAAUAAUAAUAAUAAUAAUAAUAAUAAUAAUAAUAAUAAUAAUAAUAAUAAUAAUAAUAAUAAUAAUAACAAUAUUCCUAAGUUUCAACUUAAUAACAAUAAAGUUCUGAUUCCUAAGCUGCAAUAAUGUAAGAAAGAAUGAGCUUUGGUGUUGCUUCAAAUCAAUCUUAAAAGAUUCAAAAUUUAUCAAUAAAAAAAUAAGAAAGGUAAAGUACAAUUGAUAUUCAUAAUUUAAUUAAUGGAUUAGUAGAUACAGAUGAACCAAAGAUUAAUAGUAUAUCUAUGAUAAAUGAUACAGAUUUUACAUUAGAUUUGAAUUUAACAAUAUUAGAUUGUAAUAAAUUUUAAAAUUAAUUUAGAGAUGGAUCAAUCUAAAUAAUAUAGUAUAAAUUUAACAACAGAUCAAACAAUUGUGAAAAAGGCUUUGAUAGAUAAUGUAUUGUAUGAAAUAUCUUGUGGUGUUGUUUAGAAGAAUAAAGAAUUGUCUAUUAAGAUUUCUUUAAAUACCAAAUAAGAACAUUCAACUGCAAAAAUAGAAUAUGUUGAAUUAUCUAUAAUUAAAGAUCUUAUUUAGUUCAUAGAUUAUAAGAAUGUAUUACCUUAUACUUAACAACUGAAAUGCAUUACAACCUUUAAAUAAUUUAUUUAAUAUUUGAUAAUUCCAUUUAUUUCAAUAAAAGAAGAUGAAGGAGAAUAAAAAAUAUCAAUAUAUGCAUAGCCAUAAAGUUUAUUAAAUGAUUGUGAAAAGAUUUAAUUAUGCGAUGAAUAUUGCAUUCCAUUAUUGUAUCCAUUAGAGGAUGGAAUAUUUCGUGUGUUAUUAAAUACAAUUGCAAUAGAUUUAUAAUUUGAUUAAAGCUCUUUAGAUUAAUUUUUUGAUGUAUAUGGUUAAGAUGAUUAUGAAAGAGAGGAAGUUUAGGAAAUGAUAAGAAUGUAAGAUAAUUUAGAAAAAUCAAAUGAUACAGUGAAACCGAAACAUAAAGUUUACAACAUUAGAAGUUAUAUCGUGAAAAAUUAAUAAAAAUUAACUUAGUUCUUAUAAAAAUUAGUAAAUGAUUUAGAAGAACUAUUAUAUAGGAUUUUUAAUGUUCAAAAAUUUUCAUAAAUCAAUAAAAUAUUGAGUGGUACAUAAAUAACUAUGCCAAAUAAAAGUUAAGCCAAAGUUUAGAUGUGUUUAAUAAAAAUAUGGGACAAAAAUACUUUUUAAAGAAUUAUCUUUAUAGCUGAUAAUUCAAGAGAAUAAUGUUUUGAGCUAUUUUUAAGCAAUACAUUUGAGACUUAUGGUAAAAUUAGAAUUAAUAGUAGGUCCAAGAAAAUCAAAAGUAAAAGCAAUGGGUCAUACAUAAAUUUAAUAUGAUAAUGUAUGCUAGAAAUUAGGAUUAAAUGUUAGUAGUCUAGAUCAAGUAGAUUCUCCUCUAAUAUGUAAUAUUCUGUGCAAUUGUUAUACAUUACUGACAUUUACAAAAGAAUUGGAUGCAGAUGAUCAAGAAAGAUUUAAAGAAAAUGCCAUUUUGCAAGUUGAUUUAUCUUGUGAAUGCAAUUGCAGAAUGUUUUUGAGUAAACAUAAUAAUGAAGUUAGCAAACCAAAACAGUAUGUAUAAAAUACCACUUACAAUGUCUUAUUUGGGUAUCCAAGAUAAACCUAUAGGAAUUAGAGUAUAGAUUUAUGAUGUGCAUACAAAUACUGAACAAGGAAUGUUUUUAUCAAUAUCAAAGGAAACAUGGGAUAAACUAGAAAUAUAAGUUAAGGGAAAACAUUCAAGGAAAUAUACACUAUAGAAUAAGAUGAGUAGUGAAUAUCAUUUACCAUAAAUUUUACAGAAUGGAGGAUUUCAAGUGAUAAAAGAAAAACUUACAGUAGAAGAGAGCAAAACAUACAGAAUAAUACAUGGAAAACAUAUAUCUUUUGUCGAUAGAUUGGAAAAUGUCCUAAAUUCUUAUUCACUAUUAGAAUAUCUCAAUAAAAAGCUAUAAUCAUGA